Bursaphelenchus okinawaensis is the source of this 1172-nucleotide messenger RNA. The record is from the annotation of a GenBank genome assembly. Lineage: Eukaryota; Metazoa; Nematoda; Chromadorea; Rhabditida; Aphelenchoididae.
AUGAAGUGUUGUAUCUUUGUAUUCUUGUUGGUAGCUGUGGCUGUAGCUGCUCCUAUAGAAAACGUAAGUAAUUUAGCAUAGCUUUUAUAUAUAAUAUGAUAAAAAUAAAGCAAACAACACCUUUUAUAAUAGUCGAAAAAGUUGUGCUAGGACAGUUUCAUCAAGCUUAUAUAAAUUUUUUAAAUUUGUAAACGCUGAGAUGUUAUGUGUCAAAUAUUCUGAAAAUUUCAUGAUUCAGCAACCUCAAAAUGAAGACGUCGAAACGUUUGUCGCUCCACAGGCUGCCAAUGUUCCUCCAACUAACGAAGGUUCCACCGGUUCUAACGAUGGUCAAGUUGUAAGUCAAUUCAUAAGCAUUCAAAAUUUUUUGUGUUUUUUCAACAUAAGAUGUAUAUUUUGUGACGUGAGGGAGAUAGUAAAGGUUUUGAUGAAGACUGUCAAAGCAAUUCAUUGUAGCGGUUCCCAAUGGGCCGUCAUCUAGGUGAUUCUGUUUCUCUAGCUACCCCGAGCAUUAGAAACGUAUAGUUUUAAAAGUUGUUAGUUGAGCGGUGGGAGAUGUUGAAUGGUUAUUUUAUAAAGUAGAUGAUGCUUGAGAAGAUUAUUCAUCAAAAAAGUUUAAAUUUUUUUUUAAAUUGUUUGAUCAUCUACCAACAUUAUAUUUACAGAUCAGCGACCCACUCCUCCCGGCCCCACAGCCUGUACCUGAACAACCACAGCAACCUCAACAACCUCAACCUGCCCAGCCCCCAGUGCCCCAACCACCGCCACAGCCACAGCAGCCUCAACAACUUCCACAGCCACAACCCCAGCCACUUCCAGUGCCACAACCACCACAACAACCCCAACAACCACCACAGCCACAACCCCAGCCACUUCCAGUGCCACUUCCAGUGCCACAACCACUACCACAGCCACAGCAACCCCAACAGCCACAACCACAGCCCCAAGUUCCUCAACAACCACAGCAACCACAAGUAGCCCAACCACCUCAAGAGCUACCAGUCGACGGCUACAACUACCCCAAUGAACCAAGCCAGCCUCAUUUGAUUGUGCCAAACAAUGAUCCAGCCAAUCUUUUGACACCACAGCCUUUGGCAAGCAACAACUACGUCUACCCCAACAACCCGAAUGCUAACGCUCAGCCUGGUCUGAAGAUUCCAGUUGGAAACUGA